CUAUUUAAAUUUUUUUUUUUUAAAUGGCGCAUUUUAGCAAGUUAGCAUUGGGUCCACGCCUGGGCUGCCGAUCCAUAAGCGGCUCUAAGAUUUUACACAACAAGGGCGACGGCAAGUUCCGCAUUGAGAAGGACACCUUUGGCGAGCUCAAGGUGCCCGCGGAGAAGAUGUAUGGUGCACAGACUAUGCGCUCCAAGCUCAACUUUCCCAUUGGCGAUGCCGCGGAGCGCAUGCCGCUGCCAGUGAUCAAGGCUAUGGGCAUCUUAAAGAAAGCCUGUGCCGAAGUGAACAAGGACUUUGGCAUGGAUGCUAAGAUCUCGGAGGCAGUAUCGAAGGCCUGCGAUGAGGUUAUAUCCGGCAAGCAAUACCAACUGGGCAACUUUCCGCUGGUCAUCUGGCAAACAGGCUCCGGCACGCAGACCAACAUGAACUCCAACGAAGUCAUCAGCAAUAUUGCGAUAAAGGCCAUGGAUGGUGAGCUGGGCUCCAAGAAGCCCGUGCAUCCUAAUGACCAUGUCAACAAAUCGCAAAGCUCCAACGACACCUUUCCCACGGCCACGCACAUCAGCGUCGCCAUGGAGAUCAAUAUGCGUCUAAUUCCAGCCAUCUCUCAUCUGCGUGAUGCGCUCUUUUGCAAAUCCGAGGACUUCAAGGACAUCAUUAAGAUUGGGCGCACGCAUCUGAUGGACGCCGUGCCACUCACGCUCGGUCAGGAGUUCAGCGGCUAUGCCCAUCAGCUGACCAAUGGACUGGCUCGCAUAGAUGCUGCUCUUCCACGUGUCUAUGAGCUGGCGCUGGGCGGCACUGCCGUCGGCACGGGCCUCAAUGCACCCAAAGGCUUUGCGGAGAAGGUGUCCAAGCGCAUUGCCGAGCUGACCUCGCUGCCCUUUGUGAUGGCGCCCAACUUCUUUGAGGCGCUGGGCGCUCGCGACGCAAUGGUGGAAGUCCAUGGCGUACUCAAUACUAUUGCAGUGAGCCUGAUGAAAAUUGCCAACGAUAUACGCUUUCUGGGAUCUGGACCACGCUGUGGUCUGGGCGAACUAAUGCUGCCCGAGAAUGAGCCGGGCAGCUCCAUUAUGCCGGGCAAGGUGAAUCCAACGCAAUGCGAAUCCCUGACCAUGAUCUGUGCCCAGGUAAUGGGCAACCAGACGGCGGUAACGAUUGGCGGCGCCAACGGACACUUUGAAUUGAAUGUGUUCAAGCCACUGAUAGUGUCCAAUGUGCUGCGCUCCAUACGUUUGCUAGCGGAUGGCAGCAAGAGUUUCAGCAAGAAUUGUGUGGAGGGCAUUGAGCCCAACAAGGAGCGCAUUGCCAAAAUUAUGAACGAGUCGUUGAUGCUGGUGACGGCACUGAAUCCUCACAUUGGCUACGACAAAUCAGCAAAGAUAGCAAAGACCGCACAUGAGAACGGCACCACACUCAAGGAGGAGGCCCUUAAGGCUGGCGUUACAGAGGAGCAGUUCAAGGAGUGGGUGGAUCCCAAGAAGAUGCUUGGUCCAAAAGAAGUUUAAGAAAAUUUUAGAACUUCUUAAUUUAAAUCAAUUCUAAAACAGAUUGUCAAUGAAUAAAAUUUAUGAAAUU
This is a messenger RNA of Drosophila busckii, 1581 nucleotides long. Its product is annotated as probable fumarate hydratase, mitochondrial. Gene Ontology annotation, cellular component: mitochondrion; tricarboxylic acid cycle heteromeric enzyme complex. The transcript is spliced from 3 exons. Gene Ontology annotation, molecular function: fumarate hydratase activity. Bases 24 to 1511 code for a protein of 495 amino acids. The record is from RefSeq and is a predicted model, not a curated record. Gene Ontology annotation, biological process: malate metabolic process; tricarboxylic acid cycle; fumarate metabolic process. NCBI's taxonomy places the organism in Eukaryota, Metazoa, Arthropoda, Insecta, Diptera, Drosophilidae.